Hansenula anomala is the source of this 1581-nucleotide messenger RNA. It is a transcript of the gene GCD11, whose product is annotated as translation initiation factor eIF2 subunit gamma. The coding region runs from base 1 to 1581 and encodes 526 amino acids. NCBI's taxonomy places the organism in Eukaryota, Fungi, Ascomycota, Saccharomycetes, Phaffomycetales, Wickerhamomycetaceae. Gene Ontology annotation, molecular function: GTPase activity; tRNA binding; GTP binding. The transcript has a single exon. The record is from RefSeq and is a predicted model, not a curated record. Gene Ontology annotation, cellular component: cytosol; eukaryotic translation initiation factor 2 complex. Gene Ontology annotation, biological process: positive regulation of translational fidelity; formation of translation preinitiation complex.
AUGUCUGACGAUUUGCAAGAUCAACAACCAAGUAUCAUCAUCAAUGGUAACUUGAACGAUGUUGUUGAUGAACCUCUAUAUGAUGAUGAACAAGAUUCAGAACCUGAAGAAGCUCCAGUUGAACAAGAAAGCUCUAAAAAAACAGUUUCAUUUGCUGUUUUAGAUGAUAAAGAAGAAGAAGAGAAGAGAAAACGUGAAUUUGAAGAAGGUGGUGGUUUGCCAGAACAACCAGAAAACCCAGAUUUCACCAAAUUAACUCCAUUAUCACCAGAAAUUAUAAAUAGACAAGCCACUAUCAACAUUGGUACUAUUGGUCAUGUCGCUCAUGGUAAAUCCACUGUGGUUAAAGCUAUCUCAGGUGUUCAAACUGUUCGUUUCAAAGAUGAAUUGGAACGUAACAUUACUAUUAAAUUAGGUUAUGCCAAUGCUAAAAUUUAUAAAUUAGAUGAUCCAAAUGUUGAUGAAACAACUUCAUAUAAAUCAUUCAGUUCAGAUAAAGAAAUCCAUCCAAAAUGUGAUAUACCUGGUGUUGAAUCUCGUUAUAACUUGGUUCGUCAUGUUUCUUUUGUCGAUUGUCCUGGGCAUGAUAUUUUAAUGAGUACUAUGUUGUCAGGUGCCGCAGUUAUGGAUGCUGCUUUAUUAUUAAUUGCAGGUAAUGAAUCAUGUCCACAACCUCAAACUUCAGAACAUUUAGCUGCUAUUGAAAUUAUGAAAUUGAAACAUGUCAUCAUUUUACAAAACAAAGUUGAUUUAAUGCGUGAAGAAAGUGCAUUAGAACAUCAAAAAUCUAUUUUAAAAUUCAUUAGAGGUACAAUUGCUGAUGGUGCUCCAAUUGUUCCAAUUUCUGCUCAAUUGAAAUAUAAUAUUGAUGCUGUUAAUGAAUUCAUUGUUAAAACUAUUCCAAUCCCACCAAGAGAUUUCACAGCUUCACCAAGAUUAAUUGUCAUUCGUUCAUUUGAUGUUAACAAACCAGGUGCUGAAAUUGAUGAUUUGAAAGGUGGUGUUGCUGGUGGUUCUAUCUUGAAUGGUGUUUUCAAAUUAGGUGAUGAAAUUGAAAUUAGACCAGGUAUUGUUACUAAAGAUGAUAAUGGUAAAAUUCAAUGUAAACCAAUUUUCUCAAACAUUGUUUCAUUAUUUGCUGAACAUAAUGAUUUGAAAUUUGCAGUUCCAGGUGGGUUGAUUGGUGUUGGUACUAAAGUUGAUCCAACUUUAUGUAGAGCUGAUCGUUUAGUUGGUCAAGUUGUUGGUGCUAAAGGUCAUUUACCAAGUAUUUAUACUGAUAUUGAAAUCAAUUACUUCUUAUUGCGUCGUUUAUUAGGUGUCAAGACAGAAGGUCAAAAACAAGCUAAAGUUAGAAAAUUGGAAGCUAAUGAAGUUUUAAUGGUUAACAUUGGUUCAACUGCCACUGGUGCUCGUGUUGUUGCUGUUAAAGCUGAUAUGGCCAGAUUACAAUUGACUGCACCAGCUUGUACUGAAAUUAACGAAAAGAUUGCAUUAUCAAGACGUAUUGAAAAACAUUGGCGUUUAAUUGGUUGGGCUACCAUCAAGAAAGGUACUACUUUAGAACCAGUUGAAAACUAA